ACAUUCCCAGUUUUGGGCUUUCUCUCAAAAGCCCACAAUAUUAAAGCCCAAUAGUUCCUUCUUCAAUCACUUGGUAGCUGUCUUUCUUCUCGUUUCUCCCAACUCGGCAAGCAAACAUCGUCUUCAGCUGUACUUUGUCAUCUCUAGGUACAAUUCUUUUAAUUGGAAGACUAUACAAUGCCGCUGGGACUGCUAUUAGGUUUAGGGAGAUCUUUCAGAAGAAAGCGUACUUCAUCUCUUGAUAUUCUUACUACUAAACGGGUUCCUCGGGGCUUCUACAAGGGAAAGAAUUGCAAGCCUACUGGUUUUCACACUCGCAAAGGUGGUUAUGUUAUUGUUCAAGAGAAGCUGCCUAACUACGUAGUACCAGAUUUGACCAGCUUCAAGAUAGUCCAUAUGCAGCUUGGGAUCAUACUCCAACUGCUGAAACCUUAUGUCUCUCAAUGCCCAAGAGAAACUACAACUGCAAGUACAGAGGCAAAGGAAUCUGCAAAAUAAGGUAGAAGGAGAAAAAUGAUACCCUUCCCCCCAUUUUCAAUGAUAUUUAGGUUCUCUGCCCUCAUUUUCUAGCUAAACAUGAAGGCGGCGACUUGUUUGAUCCCCAUUCUUGCACACCUCUACAACGACUACUUCCUUGGGAUGAAAAAGUAGCCUUUUUUUUUUUUUCCUUUUUUAGGUACUCAUCUUUUUUAGCUAAACAUGUCAUGGGUGACAUGAUCACUUUUGUUGGAUACCCUUGUAGCUACAGUAUGUAUGGAGAUUAACUAGUUUGGUUGAAA
Capsicum annuum is the source of this 779-nucleotide messenger RNA. Its product is annotated as 39S ribosomal protein L41, mitochondrial. NCBI's taxonomy places the organism in Eukaryota, Viridiplantae, Streptophyta, Magnoliopsida, Solanales, Solanaceae. The coding region runs from base 178 to 498 and encodes 106 amino acids. Gene Ontology annotation, biological process: translation. Gene Ontology annotation, molecular function: structural constituent of ribosome. The record is from RefSeq and is a predicted model, not a curated record. The transcript has 5 exons. Gene Ontology annotation, cellular component: mitochondrial large ribosomal subunit.